CAGUUCGAGCCGAACUUUGGCUUUUGGCUUUGUUGUCCGCGAAAGCAGCGGUCUACAAGCUUGCCCUCCCUUGUAGAAAUUUGUUUAAUGUUACGUCCUUGUUUAUUUGCCUCAUUGAUUCCACCACAGUGACAGGGACCCACAUAGCCAGAUAAGUAGCGUACUCUCAAGGAUACAAACUGACCAUCUCUAUUUAUUCGACAAUGGAGGGUACAUUCGUAGUAGACGAAGUCAGCGCCAUAAUCAAGGAGGCGAUGGAGACUAUAAUUGGUGGAAACGUUUACCAGCACAGCAAAGUGCCCCAGUGGACGAACACUACUGUGGAGCACAUACUGGGCCAACUAACAAAAAUGAACAAGCCAUUCAAGUACAUAGUGACAUGUGUUAUCAUGGAAAAGAAUGGUGCUGGUCUUCACACAGCAACCUCUUGCUACUGGGACAACACCACUGACGGAAGCUGCACUGUACGUUGGGAGAACAAGACGAUGUAUUGCAUUGUAUCUGUGUUUGGCUUGGCCAUAUGAGGACUUCCUAUGUCUGUCCUGUGACAGUAUGUGUGCAUUCCAUGGGCCUGGAAACUAAACCUUUCAGUACUGUGUGCUGCAUGCAUUAAAAAACAAGAAAAGGUCGCCUACGCUAGUUUUGUGGAAGUUGCCGACCAAUAUUUUUUACUUCCGCUGAACGAAAGCUUGCUGCUGGAUGCUCGUUGUUGGGCUUUUUAAAGCUCACUUGUUUGUGAAUGAUAGCUGAUGAAAUAAAUACCAUGUAUUUAUUACA
Rhipicephalus sanguineus (brown dog tick) is the source of this 777-nucleotide messenger RNA. RefSeq names its product dynein light chain Tctex-type 1 (gene Dlc90F). Gene Ontology annotation, cellular component: cytoplasmic dynein complex; cytoplasm. The transcript has 5 exons. The record is from RefSeq and is a predicted model, not a curated record. Gene Ontology annotation, biological process: microtubule-based movement. Bases 204 to 524 code for a protein of 106 amino acids. Gene Ontology annotation, molecular function: dynein intermediate chain binding. NCBI's taxonomy places the organism in Eukaryota, Metazoa, Arthropoda, Arachnida, Ixodida, Ixodidae.